AUAAAUCCACUACUACCCCACCAUCAACUCGAACACUCGCUCUUACCACCGACCACACCCCUACAACCCUACAACCUCAACUAUCAAACCUCAUCUCCAACUACAACCUCAAACAACAACCCCCCUCCCUCCCUCCAACUUCAACACACAACCACAACUACUGCUUCCAAACACUCACACAACCCCCACACACUCCGCCACAAUGAGAGUCUUCGAGAACACCUGCACGUUCGAUUACUCCUGGGCGAACGUCUCGGUUGCGAACUGGCGGAAAUACUGUGCUUGGAACACCCAGAGCACGCAUGUGAUCGCCGUCGACACCCUAGCCCGCAGUGUUGACCCUAGCACGGGUAUCCUCCGUUCGGAACGUCUCAUCACAUGCAAACAGAACGCACCCAGAUGGCUGAUGAGGCUCACCGGCGCUGAAGUUUCCUACGUCCGCGAAGUCUCUGAAGUCGACCCGCGCACGAAAACAGUGGUGCUCCGCUCGGUGAACCUGACCGGUUCGAACAUCAUGUCGGUACAGGAGACGGUGGUGUACACACCCCAUCCGGAUCAUCCCGACAGCAAGACGGUGUUCACACAGGACGCGUCCAUCACUGCGUACGGAGCCUUUUCGAGGAUCUGUAACGCCGUCGAGGAAUGGAGCGUUGAGCGGUUCGGCCAGAACGCACAGAAGGGACGCCAGGGCUUCGAGGCGGUGCUAGAAAUGAGCUCAAAAGCGUUCAGGGAGAUGAAGGAAGGUCAUAAAGAGGAGGCAUAAGGGUGGUCCAGCGGGAUCGGUAACGACGAGACGACACACAAUCACUCACCCCUUAUUGAUUUUAGCGAUUCAAAAUCCACAUAGCCGUCCGAUAUACCUCCUUCUUCCCCCUUUAGACCGGUCCUACUACCUC
This is a messenger RNA of Tricharina praecox, 896 nucleotides long. Its product is annotated as PRELI-like family-domain-containing protein. NCBI's taxonomy places the organism in Eukaryota, Fungi, Ascomycota, Pezizomycetes, Pezizales, Pyronemataceae. The transcript is spliced from 2 exons. The record is from RefSeq and is a predicted model, not a curated record. Gene Ontology annotation, cellular component: mitochondrial intermembrane space. Gene Ontology annotation, molecular function: phosphatidic acid transfer activity. Gene Ontology annotation, biological process: phospholipid transport. The coding region runs from base 203 to 763 and encodes 186 amino acids.